UUCAUUAUACAUUAUUAAUAUUUAACAAGUGUAGUGUAACGUAAUAAUUUUGAUAUUUAUCACUAUUUAAGUAUAAUUACGUAGCUUUUCUAUCAGAUGGAACACGAUAUUUUGCUUAUAUUAUAGAAUAUUUUUUCAACCUGAUUCAUUUAUCCAUUUCAAGAUGGUAUUCGUUACAGUAUUGUUAUUAGGGCUGUAUAAUUAUGUACUUGCAGAUGGAGGGAUUCCAGAUGACGGGUACAUUUUAAAUUUUGAUUCGCCGAUUUACGUUUGUCCAGACGAAGAGAGCAAUGCCUUCGUGGAUACGUCAGAAACCGAAGUGAAGCGAUACAACGAAACAACAGCUUAUUUGACAGGGUUUAUAAAGUUUAUAAAGGGAAUUGAACCUGCAACUAUGGUAGAAGUUUUAAUAGAAAAGGAUAUUGGGGGUAGUUUUGAAAUGUUUGCUUCACACGAAAUAUGUGACUUGUGUAAGGAAUUGGGAGAUGAAGACAGUCCUUAUGCCGAUUAUCUGAAAUAUUUUGGUUUUCCCGAUCAAUGUCCAUUUUCACCGGAUACAUUCGCCAUCAAAGAUUUUGUGGUGAACACGAAAGAUUUGCCGAUUAACAGUGCAACAGCUGGCCGAUAUCAGGUCACGAUGAACAUAUCCAAAAACGAAGGAGGCAACUGUUUAAAUGACAAGGGGUUUAUCGCAUGCCUUAAACUUGAUUUCAUUAUCGAGUCGUUGUGAAUAAUUGUGAUAAAUUCAAGUAUAA
Messenger RNA from Vanessa tameamea, 755 nucleotides. RefSeq lists its product as uncharacterized. The record is from RefSeq and is a predicted model, not a curated record. Bases 164 to 730 code for a protein of 188 amino acids. The transcript has 4 exons. Lineage: Eukaryota; Metazoa; Arthropoda; Insecta; Lepidoptera; Nymphalidae.